AUGGAACGAUUUUCAAAGCUCGAUUGCCCUGCAGCAAGCGGCAGAGGCGGUGGCGGGGUUGGAACAGUCUCGUCGAGAGCUGUGCGAUCACUUGAUCUUGGCACCCCCUUGUACACUAUUCUUAAUUUUCUCUUUCGGCAGGUCCUGGAGCAAGUGUGCGCUGUGCUCGGCCAGGCGGACGGCGGUGAGGUCGGCGAAGGGCUCAGGGCGAUGGCGGCGGUGCUACUGCGAACCCUCUUCGACAUCCGCUCGGACGUCUGGUUCCGAGUCCAACAGGAAACACAAGCAGGAGUCAAGGCGACGCUGCUGGACCGCUUGACGAAGGAGCCAGUGGCUCACAUCAGGAGAAAGCUGACCCACGCUAUCGGGCAGCUCGCCGGAAUCUCUUCCGCGACAGGCGAGUGGCCGGAGCUGAUGGCGUUGACGGUAGCCCUCUGCGACGCGGCGCAGCAAUCUCCGGAGAUGAAGAUCGUCGGUCUCGAUCUGGUCAACAUUCUCGCCGAGUUCUGCCCUGGAAUGAUGUCUCCCCACCAGGACGGCUUGCUCCAGAUGUUUGGGGCGAGUCUUGAAGACCCAACCAUCGGUGUGAGAGUGGCCGCCUUGAAGGCAGCCUGCUCGUUCCUGCAAGACUCGUUAUCAGCUGCGGUGGCACCUUCUCUGGUUCCGCGGAUCAUGUCCGUCGUUGAGGCCACGGUCAACUCGGGGGACGAGGCCGCCGCCGGAGAUGUGCUGGAGGCUCUUAACGUCAUCGCCUCCAACCAGCCCUUGCUGCUGCUCGGCGAGAGCGGCGACCAGACCUUGGAGAUGGUCAGCACGGCGAUGCUGACCCUUGCGGGAAGCCCUACCCUCGAGACUUCCACCCGGGAGCUGUCGCUUGAAGUCUUCACGGGACUGUGCGAGUGCGCUCCGUCGGUCCUGCGGGAGCGAGGGGCGACCGUGGUGAACGUUGCGGUGCCGCUGACGAUCAACAUGCUUGCACAGCCUCCUCAAGAUUUCGACGACGAAGAGGAGCUAGGGUCGUGGUUGUCGAUGUCUGGCGGCAGCGGGAGGGGAGACGACGACGCGGACGCAGAAGGGGGCGAGCUGAGCAUGAUCGCGGCGAGCGCCCUCAGCAGGAUGGCGGUGGCCUUGGGAGGCAAAGCUGUCCUCUCGUCGGCCAUGCCCGUGUGCUCCGAGUUGCUGGGGGACGCGACGAACUGGCGUCGCCGGAAGGCGGGGUUGCUGACGCUUCUACUGAUCGGCGAGGGGUGCGGCGAAGACCUUGCGGAGAGCGGCCUCCUCCCGGGAAUCGUUCUCGGCCCCGUUCUUGCGGGGAUGCAAGACGAACAUCCCCGGGUGCGCUACGCCGCCCUCAGCUGCGUCGGACAGAUGACCCAGGACUUCGGCGAUUGGGACGGCGGCGGCGAGGAGGAGGAGGGAGGAGGAGGAUCGUUCCAGGGAGCGUUCCACGCCCAGG
Ectocarpus sp. CCAP 1310/34 is the source of this 1456-nucleotide messenger RNA. The record is from the annotation of a GenBank genome assembly. NCBI's taxonomy places the organism in Eukaryota, Phaeophyceae, Ectocarpales, Ectocarpaceae.